Elephantulus edwardii (Cape elephant shrew) is the source of this 1651-nucleotide messenger RNA. RefSeq names its product beta-1,4-N-acetyl-galactosaminyl transferase 1 (gene B4GALNT1). The coding region runs from base 50 to 1651 and encodes 533 amino acids. Gene Ontology annotation, cellular component: Golgi membrane. Gene Ontology annotation, biological process: ganglioside biosynthetic process. Gene Ontology annotation, molecular function: hexosyltransferase activity. The transcript has 11 exons. NCBI's taxonomy places the organism in Eukaryota, Metazoa, Chordata, Mammalia, Macroscelidea, Macroscelididae. The record is from RefSeq and is a predicted model, not a curated record.
GGCACAGCCCGGACCGCGAGCGUGCCGCAGCGGUGGGGCCGUAGACAGGAUGCGGCUGGGCCGAAGGGCCCUUUGCGGGCUGGUCCUCCUGCUCGCCUGCACCUCGCUGGGGCUCCUGUAUGUGAGAACCCGAGAGGCGUCGGGCCCCAGGACUCCACCUUCACUGUGGGCACCCCUGCAAGGCCCCGCAAGGCCCCAGCUGCUGGAUCUUGCCCCAGAACCCCGAUACGCACACAUACAGGUCAGGAUCAAAGAGCAAGUGGUGAGGCUGUUGGCUCAGAACAAUUGCAGUUGUGAGUCCAGUGGGGGAGGCUUUACUCUACCCUUCCAGAGGCAAGUCCGAGCCACUGACUUCACCAAGGCCUUUGACCCUCAGGAGCUGAAGGCUGUCUCUGCCAGCAGGGAGCAGGAGUUCCAGGCCUUCUUGUCAAGGAGCCAGUCCACUGCUGACCAGCUGCUUAUAGCCCCUGCCAAUUCCCCUCUACAGUACCCGCUGCAGGGUGUGGAGGUUCAGCCCCUCAGGAGCAUCUUGGUGCCAGGGCUCAGUCUGCAGGCAGCUUCCAGUCAGGACCUCUACCAGGUGAACCUUACUGCCUCCCUGGGCAUCUGGGAUGUGGCAGGGGAAGUGGCAGGAGUGACUCUCAUUGGAGAGGGACAGCCAGAUCUCACAAUCACCAGCCCAGGGCUGGACCAGCUCAACCGGCAGCUGCAGCUGAUCACUUACAGCAGUCGAAGCUACCACAUCAACACAGCUGACACAGUCCGGUUCUCCACUGAGGGACAUGAGGCUGCCUUCACCAUCCGAAUUAGACACCCUCCCAACCCAAGGUUGUACCCACCUGGAGCUCUACCCCAGGGAGCCCAGUACAACAUCAGCGCCCUGGUCACCAUCGCCACCAAGACCUUCCUGCGUUAUGAUCGGCUCCGGACUCUCAUCACCAGCAUCCGCCGUUUCUACCCAACAGUCACUGUGGUCAUUGCUGACGACAGUGAGAAGCCAGAGCGUGUCAGUGGCCCACACAUAGAGCACUAUCUCAUGCCCUUUGGCAAGGGCUGGUUUGCAGGCCGGAACUUGGCCGUGUCCCAAGUGACCACCAAGUACGUACUAUGGGUGGACGACGACUUUGUUUUCACCGCGCGGACGCGACUGGAGAAGCUUGUGGAUGUGCUGGAGAGGACCCCACUGGAUCUGGUGGGGGGCGCGGUGCGCGAGAUCUCAGGCUUCUCCACCACCUACCGGCAGCUGCUGAGCGUGGAGCCCGGAGCGCCAGGCCAAGGCAACUGCUUGCGGCAGAAGCGUGGCUUCCACCACGAGCUUGUUGGAUUCUCGGACUGUGUGGUCACAGACGGAGUGGUCAACUUCUUCUUGGCGCGAACGGACAAGGUGCGCGAGGUCGGCUUUGACCCGCGCCUCAGCCGAGUUGCCCACCUGGAGUUCUUCCUGGAUGGGCUUGGUUCCCUUCGAGUGGGCUCCUGCUCAGAUGUCGUUGUGGAUCAUGCAUCCAAAGUGAAGCUUCCUUGGGUGUCACGGGACGCCAGGGCAGAGACUUAUGCCCACUACCGUUACCCGGGCUCACUGGACGAAAGUCACAUGACCAAACACCGCCUACUCUUCUUCAAACACCGGCUGCAGUGCAUGACUGCGGACUGA